Saccostrea cuccullata (small rock oyster) is the source of this 764-nucleotide messenger RNA. RefSeq names its product multiple epidermal growth factor-like domains protein 10. Bases 187 to 639 code for a protein of 150 amino acids. The transcript is spliced from 5 exons. NCBI's taxonomy places the organism in Eukaryota, Metazoa, Mollusca, Bivalvia, Ostreida, Ostreidae. The record is from RefSeq and is a predicted model, not a curated record.
AUCCGAAGGGAAGCUAGCUCGAAUGUAAGAACAGCUCUCACAUGGGCCCCUGAGGGAGAGAGAAGAAGACUACCAAAAAACGCUUGAUGACACUCUGUUGAGAGAGAAAGAGAAAACUGGGCUGGGGCAGAUGGAAGGAGGGGCAGGUUGUUGCUAGUGACCGUCGUAAGUGGCGUUCUUUGCAGAAUGGCAUCAUGCGUCCUCCGGGGCACGGAGAGGAUAAGUAAAGGGAAAAAGAGAUGCUGUGCUAAUUAUAGAACUAUUGGAUUAAAAUGUUACCCUUGCAUAGGAUCUUUUGGAAUAGAAUGCAUGCAAAAAUGUCCAGAAGGGUUUUAUGGUGUUCAAUGUGCAGAGGUGUGUUCUUGUACCAAAUGUAACAAAACAACUGGGGAUUGCUUCAACAAAACAAUAACUUCAUCAGAAGAACCCCAUAGUAACAGUGAAUCCAUAGUAAGAUCAACAAUAAUUGGAGUAGGGUUACUUUUGGGAGCAGUUGUAAUUAUUACUCUGCUCCUUUUAUACGUAAUGAACAGAAAACUCAAGAUUAAAAAUGGUUUGUACCAAGAAGAAAAGGAAAAUUGCAACGAUGAAAAUUCGCCAUAUUAUAGUUCCAUUGAAGAUCAUGCUUAUCGAGAAUGAGGACAUUUUACCUUUCCAAAACUAGAAAUUUUAACAGUACUAGUAUUGUCAAUAUAGCUAUAUAAUGUAAUUUCAUAUAUCACAAUGAUGGUUUUUAUUGUUAUCAUCAUAUUAUGCUUUUAGGU